Echinops telfairi (small Madagascar hedgehog) is the source of this 2821-nucleotide messenger RNA. It is a transcript of the gene CSTF2T, whose product is annotated as cleavage stimulation factor subunit 2 tau variant. The coding region runs from base 38 to 1993 and encodes 651 amino acids. Gene Ontology annotation, cellular component: mRNA cleavage and polyadenylation specificity factor complex. Gene Ontology annotation, biological process: mRNA 3'-end processing. The record is from RefSeq and is a predicted model, not a curated record. Lineage: Eukaryota; Metazoa; Chordata; Mammalia; Afrosoricida; Tenrecidae. The transcript is spliced from 2 exons. Gene Ontology annotation, molecular function: mRNA binding.
GGAGAGGCAUCCGCUCUCUGAAGGCGUAGCGUGAAUCAUGUCGAGUCUGGCGGUGAGAGACCCCGCCAUGGAUCGAUCGCUGCGUUCCGUGUUCGUGGGGAACAUUCCGUACGAGGCCACGGAGGAGCAGCUGAAGGACAUUUUCUCUGAGGUUGGUUCUGUGGUCAGUUUCCGGCUGGUGUACGACCGAGAGACGGGGAAACCCAAGGGUUAUGGCUUCUGCGAGUAUCAGGACCAGGAGACGGCGCUUAGUGCCAUGCGGAACCUUAACGGGCGGGAGUUCAGCGGGAGAGCGCUGCGGGUGGACAAUGCUGCCAGUGAGAAAAACAAGGAGGAGCUGAAGAGUCUAGGGCCUGCCGCGCCCAUCGUUGACUCACCCUACGGGGACCCUAUCGAUCCGGAAGAUGCCCCAGAGUCCAUCACUAGAGCCGUCGCCAGCCUCCCUCCGGAGCAGAUGUUUGAGUUGAUGAAGCAGAUGAAGCUCUGCGUACAAAACAGUCACCAGGAAGCUCGAAACAUGCUUCUGCAGAACCCGCAACUGGCUUAUGCACUGUUGCAGGCCCAAGUCGUGAUGAGAAUUAUGGAUCCUGAGAUUGCGCUGAAAAUUCUGCAUCGUAAGAUCCACGUCACACCUCUUAUCCCUGGCAAAUCGCAAUCUGUCGCUGCUGCUGGGCCUGGCCCUGGUGCUGGGCCUGGCCCUGGCCCUGGACCAGGCCUCUGCCCAGGGCCUAAUGUGCUGCUGAACCAGCAGACUCCUCCAGCCGCUCCGCCCCAGCAUUUGGCCAGAAGGCCUGUGAAAGACAUACCUCCUCUGAUGCAGACUCCUAUCCAGAGCGGCCUGCCAGCCCCAGGCCCAAUCCCAGCGCCUAUUCCUGGCCCUGGUCCUGGCUCCUUACCUCCUGGAGGAGGGAUGCAGCCUCAAGUUGGAAUGCCAGGAGUUGGCCCAGUGCCUUUAGAGCGGGGACAAGUGCAAAUGACAGAUCCCAGAGCUCCAAUACCUCGUGGACCCAUGGCUGCAGGUGGCAUACCACCUAGAGGACUUUUAGGAGAUGCUCCAAAUGACCCGCGUGGAGGGACUUUGCUUUCAGUCACCGGAGAAGUCGAGCCUAGAGGUUACCUGGGCCCAGCCCAUCAGGGUCCUCCCAUGCACCAUGCCGGUGGUCAUGACAGCCGGGCCCCUUCCUCACAUGAGAUGCGUGGCGGGCCAAUAGCAGACCCCAGAAUGCUAAUUGGAGAGCCCAGAGGACCCAUGAUAGAUCAAAGGGGACUCCCCAUGGAUGGCAGAGGUGGCAGAGACUCUCGAGGGAUGGAGACUCGAGUCAUGGAAACCGAGGUCCUAGAAGCACGAGUCAUGGAGAGAAGAGGAAUGGAGACCUGCACAAUGGAAACGAGAGGAAUGGAUGCAAGAGGAAUGGAGAUACGGGGCCCUGGCCCCAGUCCUAGAGGCCCAAUGACCAGUGGACUGCCCGGGCCUGGUCCCAUUAAUAUGGGGGCAGGUGUGCCUCAGGGCCCUAGACAGGUCCCAAACAUUCCAGGGGUAGGAAAUCCUGGAGCAGGAAUGCAAGGAGGAGGCAUGCAGGGAGCAGGAAUGCAAGGAGGAGGCUUGCAGGGAGCAGGCAUGCAGGGAGCAGGCAUGCAGGGGGCAGGCAUGCAGGGAGCAGGAAUGCAGGGAGCAGGAAUGCAAGGAGCAGGCAUGCAGGGAGCAGGCAUGCAGGGGGCAGGCAUGCAGGGAGCAGGCAUGCAGGGGGCAGGCAUGCAGGGAGCAGGCAUGCAGGGGGCAGGCAUGCAAGGAGGAGGCAAACAAGGUGGAGGCCAACCCAGCAGUUUUAGCCCUGGGCAGAGUCAAGUAACUCCACAGGAUCAAGAAAAAGCAGCUUUGAUCAUGCAGGUUCUUCAACUGACUGCAGAUCAGAUUGCCAUGCUGCCCCCCGAGCAAAGGCAGAGUAUUCUCAUCUUAAAGGAGCAAAUCCAGAAAUCCACUGGAGCUACUUGACUUUAGAAAAUAACUUGUCAGUAGUCUCAGAUCAUUUUGUAGCAUCAGGUGUGGGCGUCAACAGCUGCCUUGUGUAUACCCACACUGAAAUGAUAAAAUUUUCUCCCUAGAGACUAAUAUGAUCUUCUGUCUUUUUCUUUCUACUUUGCUUAUUAAAAUUUAACUGAGGGAUAAGAGGGUGAGGGGACAAUUUUGUUCACUUUAAGUCAACAUAAAUAUACAAAAACAACAAAUAAUGUAUCCAGUAAGAUAAAGAAUGUACAGCAGUAUAAGAAGAGUCAAUAUGUUAACUACAUUUUACAAUAUCGGCGAAACUCUAAAAACUACACAAAAUACUAACUGGUGGCCUGUUACCGUGUUAAUUUGCUAAGAUAGUUUAAGAUGUUUCUGAUUGUGUAGUAAGAGAAAGCCUGGUAGGGCAGUGAUUAAAGUGGUAGGCUGUUAACUGAAAUGUUAAAGGUUCACAUCCUUCAGCCACUCCUUGGGAGAAAGAUUUGGCAGUCCGCCUCCAUCACAUUUGAAAGCCUUGGAAAUCCCGUGGGGCAGUUCUACUCUGCCUUGCUAUGGAGUCAGAUCAACCUGAUAACAAAGGGUGUGACUUUUUGGUUAUAAAGAAACCUCAAAAUUAUAAGCUAUGUAAUUUUUUUUGGUAAACUGUUCUAGAAUUUGAAUUUCUAUGUUGGGGGUAAUUGCUAUAUUAGGUUAAAUGGUUUAGUGCUAUUAUUUUGAAAUGUUACUGUUAACAGGUUAACUAAACGUGUGGUAUCAAUAUUGUCUUUUUUCUAAAGUGAUGUAACCUGAAACAUGAAUAAAUGCACUAGUUUGAAA